Molecule: messenger RNA, 8750 nt
Organism: Penaeus vannamei (Pacific white shrimp)
Lineage: Eukaryota; Metazoa; Arthropoda; Malacostraca; Decapoda; Penaeidae
Source: RefSeq, a predicted model, not a curated record
GAGUUGCCAGACGUGAUAGUGAAGGGAGUGUCCCGACUCCUGGUACAAGUGGUUCCGAGUUACACUGAUGGCCCCUCGAGGAGCAAGUUACGUGAACUGAUUUACACGUUGGCUAAGAAGCAUGCUGCCUCCAUCCCAGCACUUGCCCUGUCCCAGCAGGCUCUUGCGCAGCAGCAUUCAUUGGCGCCUCAUUCAUCGCGUGCACUGGCCCGAAUCCACAUUUUCCCAGCAGAAGUGGCAGCAAGGGUCUGGUGCAUUGCAUUUUCUUCCAAGCACCCCAUUAGCUCAAAAGAGGCUACUGCCCUGACUGAGGCCUUGGCAAUACACUUCUCCCUCACGGUUGCAGCAAAUGACAAUUUUUUGUCCAGCAAGACCCUUAAAACCCUCAGGCCCAUUUUAAAGGAUGCAGAUCUCUUAAAGGCUGUCUGUGAGGCAUUGGUGAGCGGUGAGAUCAGCAUACACCGUGUGAUUCUUGGGGGUCACCUGCUCCAACUCAUGACCCAGGACAAUGUGUCACCUCCUGUUGCUAACAUGAAGCGUGUGCUCACUGAGACCUAUGUGAAGUUGGUCAUCCAGGUUAAGAUCAAGCCAAGACCAUUCGUCUUAGACCAGACACGGCCACUUUUACGCCAGCUGAGCCAUGAAGAUUUUAAAGAACUGAUCUUACCUGCUCUUAAAAAAUCCCUCCUGCGUAAUCCUGAAGUCAUCUUGGAGGCUGUGGCUCGACUUUGUUCAGGGCUCAAUCUGGACCUGAGCCAGUAUGUGGAAGAACUUAGCAAGUUGCUUGCCAGCCCACUUCAUGCCAAAGAAGAUCAAGUGCGCGAUGACACAGUUGAGGUGUGCCGACAGCUUUCAAAGCAGUGUAGUGAUGCAUCAGCUGUGGAAAUACUUGUAAAGCUUGUGUUUGAUGUUUUCUUUGGCUCAGAUGGAAAGUUGACGGUCAAUACUCAGAAAGUGUCUGUCCUACAGGGUGUAGAGGCCAUCAGUGAGCACUGUGUAACUGGGAGCAGCGCUUACAACUUGUCAGUGAUGGUCUUGGAAAAGAUGAUCAAAGUCUUGGAGACGGAAAGUCAUGAGGGGUCACUAGUGCAAGGCCUCUCUGCCCUCACUGCCUGGGCAGGCAAGUUCAACACUGACAUCCCCCCAAAACUGAUUGAAUUCUUCCCGAAAGGGAUGGGCUUGAAAACUUCAACCACAAGUGUGAGGGCAGCGUAUAUUCGGUGCCUGUUAGCGUGUGUUACCCCUUCAAGUGCCUUCAAGGCGGCCACCCUCAUCCCCAAACUGAUGGCCUGCAUUGACAAGGCUCUUGGCCAGAGUACCCAGGUGCCAAUGUUAUCUGAGGCAUUGACAGCGACAGUGUUACUAUUGAAGAUUAGCAUGAGUGAUAUGUCUGCGGAAGAGAAAAUUGCUUCAUUGUGGUCAUCAACCCUAGACCUACAGAAGGGAUAUUUCACAGGGGAAAAGUUCUUUACUCAGGCUCCUAAGGAAGGUUUGUUGCAGUUGGUGACAUGGUGUGAAAUUCUUUUGUCACAUCACAUUGGGAAACUGGGAAAUGAGGCAAUGGCAGUGGAGCAGGCACUGGUAUGGUGCCUGGUUUGCCCUCAUUCCCAGGUCAGGCUGGCAGCACAGAACUCGUCCAAAAAGCUGGUUGCCUCACUAGGUGGAGGACAGCUGGCGGCAGAUCUCCUAAGCAGCUUGACAGUAAUGAUGCAGAAUGCGAAAGUUCAAAAGGCAGACGAACCAGAUGCAGGCGGAGGCAGUGGAGUAGGAGAGCUGAGCCCUGCUGGGGUGGCUCAAGCUCUCAUUGUCAUCUGCUCUCCCAGCAAUCUAGACAGGAGCCAGAAGGAGAGGCUAGCUGUGUUGGCUCUUCCUGCGGCUUUCCACCCUUCAAUGGUUCGUGAGAAUCCUAACUUGUGGGAGCAGGUGUGCCGUGCUCAGGGUCUAAAUGCAGAAGAGGUCAUUAAGAACCAGGAGGGAGACCUUGUUCCACAGCUUACAACAGAAUACAUUCCAUCACCAAUCAAUGAGUCGGUCUUAGCAGGCCUAGCUCGUUUAGGAGGUAGAGUCGUUAUUCCGCCAGUAGUAAAGUAUGCCAUCAAUCACCUAAACAACCCAAAGUUGACACAGGUUUCGGAGGAAGACUUUGCAAUUUUCAACACACCUGAAGGCACGCUGUACAAUCAGUCUGUUGUGGAGGAGGCCUUUGAAGAUCAUUUGAAUAUUCAGAAUGUAAAGAAAUCUAACAAGGUUUACAGCCACAAAGAGCAGCUGAUGAUGCUAGAGGAGAAGAAGAAGGAGCUUGAAAAGAAGAGAAAGGAAGGAAAACUAGAAUUAACAGCCAAACAGAAGGAAGUCUUGAGAGCCCAAACAGAAAAGGAGAAUGCAACAAGAGAAAAAGUCCGAGCGCUGCAAGAGAGUGUAGCCGGAGCCAUGUCAAUGUUGAAUGCUCUAGUGGCAGGCAACCUAGAUGACCUUGCUCCCCAUUUCAUGCACAUUGUUCCACUCCUGACCUCAUCUCUGAAGUCAAGGGUUAUUGCCCAGCAAUGCUGUGAUUUAUACCUCAAGCUGAGGAUGGCAGUCUUUGAAAGUGAAGAUGAUGUCUUUGCGCACACAUUGGCACGCACCACAGUUCGAGUUUGUGGUCCUGUCAUGCCAAUACCAUGGGACUGGGAAGGAGAAAGCCUAGGUGCAGCAGCCCAAAGAACGCUAGACAUGCUACACGAAGCCACUGUGCCAAAGAAAUCCGCAAACGAGGAUGACGAUGAGAAGUAUUAUUGUGCCCCGGGCUUUGUGUACUGCCUACCCUUCCUGGAGUGGGUCCUCACAAAGCGACUGGGUGGAGAGGAGAAGUUUGAGGUUGUGGCAGGGAAGGCUCUGCAGGUGAUCAGUGAGCACAUGGCCAUGAGGGGAGCUGAUGAGGAGGACCUCUACCAUCCGUGCUUCCUGCCUCGCAAACACCUCCUCACGCUCUUGAUUAACGUUAUAAGCACAAGCUCUGGCCGUACACAACAGACUGCAUGUGCUGUGCUGGAAGAGAUGUGUCAGUGUGCGUCAGGUGAUAUUGGCUGCGAUAAAGCUUCUCUUGAUGAGAUCAAUGUCCUUCUUAAUGCACUGCAGGUGCCACAACAGGCGGUCAGAGAUGCAGCACUCAGGGGUUUGAUUGUGGUGGUGAACUGUUUUCCUACUAUGGAAACUGACCAGGAGACUAGUCUACACAUCACCCACCGACUCUGGGUUGCAAGGCAUGACAUCUCAGAGGAUGUCUCUAAGCUGGCUCUGAAGCUUUGGGAAAUGGCCGAUAUGCAGGCAACAGGAGCUCUGAGUGAAGGUGUCUUGCGAGACAUUGUCCACCCUGUUGGUGCUGUGCGUGAAGCUGGUGCUGUAGCUCUGGCUGCCCUCGCAACAGAAUAUCAGGAUCUUGUAGCUCCCGUUACAUUAGAACUCAUUGAAAUAUUUAAGGCCAAGAAGGAGAUGACCCCAGCAGUGCGUGACCAGUAUGACCGCAUAGUCAAGGAGGCAAUUGACCUAUGGGAAGGGCGAGCGGGUGUGGCAAUGGCCCUGACCCAGCUAGCACCCUUGUUCAGUCGUGAAACAGUUGUGACCCUUGCCAAUUUCUUUGUCCCUGGUGCUCUAGGUGAUCGUAAUUCUGAAGUGAGGAACAAGAUGCUGGCGGCUGCUAUGGCAGUUGUCAAUUGCCAUGGAAAGGAAACUGUGAAUAGUCUUCUGCCAGUGUUUGAAAAGUUCCUCAACACAGCACCCAAGCAUGCAAGCUAUGAUGCUGUCAGGCAGAGUGUCAUCAUCCUCAUGGGCUCCUUAGCCAAGCAUUUGGAUCACACAGACCCUAAGAUCAAACCCAUUGUUGUCAAACUGGUUGAAGCCCUCCACACUCCAUCACAGCAGGUCCAGGAAGCAGUGGCCAACUGUCUCCAUCCUCUCGUCCCAGCCAUCAGAGACGAGUGUCCCAAACUUGUGACGAAACUCAUGAAGGUUCUCCUUGAGUCCAAUAGCUAUGGAGAACGUAAGGGUGCGGCUUAUGGGCUUGCAUCUCUGGUGAAGGGCAUGGGUAUCCUGGCUCUCAAACAGCUGGAUAUCAUGAAUCAACUUACCAAUGCCAUCCAGGACAAAAAGAACUACAAAUUCAGGGAAGGAGCCCUCUUUGCCCUCGAGCAGUUAUGCAACAUGCUAGGGAAGCUGUUUGAGCCCUACAUUGUGCACAUUCUGCCACACCUGCUUUUGUGCUUUGGUGAUAAUAAUCAUUACGUCAGGCAAGCUGCCGAUGACACCGCAAAGGCUGUCAUGGGCAAGCUUUCGGCCCACGGUGUGAAGCUUGUCCUGCCGUCCCUCUUAGCUGCGCUGGAGGAGGAUUCGUGGAGAACAAAGACAGGGUCUGUCGAGCUUUUAGGCAACAUGGCUUUCUGUGCCCCCAAGCAGUUGUCAUCUUGUCUACCCUCAAUUGUGCCAAGACUGAUUGAAGUAUUGAGCGAUUCGCACACAAAAGUACAACAUGCUGGGGGUCAGGCGCUCAAGCUGAUUGGCUCCGUUAUCAGGAAUCCUGAGAUUCAGGCUAUUGUACCAGUAUUACUUGAUGCUCUGCAAGACCCCAGCAGGAACACAUCAACUUGCCUACAGACAUUGCUCGAGACGAAAUUUGUCCAUUUCAUUGAUGCCCCAUCGUUGGCUCUCAUCAUGCCUGUAGUCCAGAGAGCAUUCCAAGAUAGGUCAACUGAGGUCCGAAAAAUGGCGGCGCAGAUCAUUGGCAAUAUGUACUCGCUGACAGACCAGAAGGACCUCCAGCCUUACCUCCCAGCCAUCAUCCCAGGCUUGAAGGCUUCCUUGUUGGAUCCUGUGCCCAAGGUGCGUGCUGUUUCAUCGCGUGCGCUGGGAGCCAUGGUAAAGGGCAUGGGAGAGUCCAGCUUUGAUGACCUCCUGCCCUGGCUGAUGCAGACACUGACCUCAGAGUCUUCGAGUGUUGAUCGUUCGGGAGCAGCUCAGGGUCUGGCAGAGGUUGUGGGUGGCCUAGGUCCAGAAAAGCUGCACCGCCUGAUGCCUGACAUCAUUGCCACAGCUGAGCGUUCUGACAUCGCCCCGCAUGUGAAGGACGGCUACAUAAUGAUGUUCAUUUUCCUCCCAACGGUGUUCCAGGAUGAGUUCACCCCGUACAUUGGCCAGAUCAUCCCACCUAUUCUGAAGGCCCUUGCCGAUGAGAAUGAAUUUGUUCGUGAAACUGCCCUCAAAGCUGGUCAGAGGAUUGUCAACACAUAUGCUGAAUCAGCCAUCACGUUGCUGCUGCCCGAACUUGAGGCUGGCCUGUUUCAUGACAACUGGCGUAUUCGAUACAGUUCUGUACAGCUGUUGGGAGACCUGCUGUUCAAGGUAUCAGGUGUGUCUGGUAAGAUGACAACAGACACUGUCAAUGAAGAUGACAACUUCGGUACAGAACACUCUCAGAGGGCUAUUAUUGACAUCUUGGGUCCAGAGAGGCGCAACAGGGUACUGGCUGGGCUCUACAUGGGUAGAUCGGAUGUUGCCGUGUUGGUAAGGCAAGCUGCACUUCACGUCUGGAAGGUUGUGGUCACCAACACCCCCAAGACCUUGCGAGAAAUUCUUCCCACUCUCUUCUCGCUCCUCCUUGGUCACCUCGCUUCUACAAGCUGUGAUAAGAGACAGGUGGCAGCACGUACGCUCGGAGAUCUUGUACGCAAACUUGGUGAGCGUGUUUUGCCAGAAAUCAUUCCCAUAUUGGAAGCUGGGUUGGGGUCUCCUGAGGCUGACCAUAGACAAGGUGUUUGUAUUGGUCUCUCUGAGAUUAUGGCAUCCACUAGUAAGGAUAUGGUUCUGUGCUUUGCUGACAAUCUGGUGCCAACUGUAAGACGAGCUCUGUGUGAUCCUCUGUCAUCAGUGCGUCAGGCUGCUGCCCAGACCUUUGACUCCUUACAUAGCACUGUAGGAUUCAGAGCUUUGGAUGAUAUCUUGCCACAUCUUCUUGCACAACUAGAGAACGAGGAUGAGACAAAGGAAUAUGCUCUUGAUGGCUUGAAGCAAGUUAUGGCUAUCAAGAGUAGGGUUGUGUUGCCAUAUCUUGUUCCUCAGUUAACUACACCACCGGUCAACACCCAAGCACUGUGCAUCCUGGCCUCUGUUGCUGGAGAUUCCCUUACGCGCCACCUAAGCAAAAUCCUGAUAGCCCUCCUUGGAGCUCUUAGCGAGGCUGCAGGAACUCCUGAAUAUGAUGAGGCCUUGAGUCAUUGCCAGGGUGUAGUUCUUGCUGUUGUGGAUGAUGCUGGAGUUACUACUAUUGUUGAUGAGCUGUUGCAGCACUCCAAGGGAAACAACACCGGAAUGUCACGUGCCUCUGUAGCUCUGUUGCUUGCAUUCUGCUCGAACACAAGGGCUGACUACAGUGACUAUGUACCGCAACUGUUGCGUGGCUUGAUUCACCUCUUCACCCACACAGAUGAUGAAAUCAUUAAGACUGCUUGGCUGGCUCUAAGUGCUGUGACCAAGAGCUUGGAUGCAGCUGACCAGAAAUCUUUAGUACCAGAUGUCCGACAAGCUGUCAAGUUUGCAGCCUCAGAUCUCAAAGAAGGACAACUUAUGCCUGGUUUCUGUUUACCCAAAGGCAUUCAGCCAAUCUUACCCAUCUUCCGAGAGGCUGUGCUUAAUGGUGAACCAGAACUCAAGGAAGCUGCCUCUAAUGGUCUUACUGAGGUGAUCCGGUUGACAAGCUCAGAUGCUCUCAAGCCUUCAGUAGUUCAUGUUACUGGUCCUCUUAUUCGUAUUCUUGGAGAUCGUUUUGCAUGGAAUGUCAAAGUGGCAGUGUUAGACACGCUAGCACUGUUGCUGGCUAAGACUGGAGUAAUGCUGAAGCCAUUCCUGCCGCAACUGCAGACUACCUUUGUCAAGGCAGUGCAUGACCCCCACCGUGGUGUGAGGCUUCGUGCUGGUGCAGCUCUCUCCCAUCUCAUUACAAUCCAUACUAAACCAGAUCCACUCUUCACUGAAUUGCACAAUGCUGUCAAAACAUCAGAUGACUCUGCUAUUAGAGAUACGAUGAUUCAAGCACUGAGGUGUGUCAUACAGCCGGCAGGAGACAAGAUGAGUGAGAAUGUCCGCAAAGGCAUAUUGUCAACCUUGGGAGGUCUGCUCUCUCAUGACAAUGACUCCACACGCCUCUGUGCUGCUGGUGCCAUAGGUGUCCUUCUGCCCUGGCUCCCUCCAGAUGAUCUGCGCUCAGCUCUCACCCAAUAUGUGUUAGAUGAUAAUGUAAAUGCUGACUGGACAGUCAGACAUGGAAGAUCAGCAGCUCUGUUCUCUGCCUUGAAGUCAGCUCCGGGUAAAUUACUGGAGAUUAAUUCCGCUGACCAAAUAAUUGCAGCGCUUAUUUCAUAUAUGUCAUCAGAUCGUUCUUCUUUAGUGGAGAAUGCAAUGGCAGGUAUUGCCUUCUUCCUGGCACACCAGCUGAAGAAAGGUGCUACUGUACCCGCACAACUUCUUCAGCCGUUUGCUAAGCUCAUCAACCACAACAGUAAUGAGGUGAAACAGGGAAUGUGCCGAGCCUGCCAGUAUACAGCGGAGAAUCUGUCUGCAGAAAAGGGCAUGCAGAUUCCACGCGAAGUUGCUAAACCUCUGGUGCCCAUGCUGGUGAAUGGCACCAAGGAGAAGAACCAGGUGGUGCGGUCGUCUGCAGAAAUGGCGCUCGUAGCAAUACUGUUGCUGAAGGAAGGGGACCAGGGACAGCAGGUGAUACUAAAUUACCUGGAGGGGGGAGCUCGGGAGCCCCUGAACGAGGUGAUCAACAAGUCCCUCCGGCGGGCUACCUACAUCCCGGUGACGGACUCCGAGAUCGACCCGACGCUGCUCACGUGAUCCCGCGACCCGCCAUAGCAUAAAAAGAAAGGGGGAGGAAGAGGAGGAGGAGGAGCACCACCACCAUCCUGCGUUCUCGUGGGUCGCGCAUCAGUGCAUCUCGCUGGCGACUUGUAUAGGAGGUUAUACAAGAUGACAGGAAUAUUUUUAUGACCUUUCUAGCGCUAUUAACAAAGUUAAAGUAAUAAAAAAAACAACUUCUUUGCGUGCUGACGACAAAAAAGUAAUCCAACAGCUGUGUUACGUAAUUCCUUCGCUAUUUUUUUCGAAUCUUUUGGGUAAGAAAGGAUUAUGAUUAUGAUGAUAACUUCAGUCCGGUCUGGAGUUUGCUAAUCUGGAGAUAAGAUAAAAAAAAACACCCAAAGGUUUGGCAAAGUUACUGCACUGCUGUCUAUCCUUGCCACUUCAGCUUUUUUGGCAUUAUAUUUUGAACCACUUUUGUUAUUGGGAAAAGGAAACUUUUUAUAUAAUGUGUUGCUCUCUCUUUGUUCGGGUCGUCGGCUUAACCAUAUCUUUUGUUCAGUCUUGCCAAGACCUGAUCAUUUGUUUAUCCCUUUUUUAUUAUUACUUUGAUAUGUUCAUAAAAGUCUUGAAGAGAUAUUAUUGGUGCAACCUGUCAGCAAUCUUAAACAGAAGCAGGGAAGAUGAGUAUUUAUAUAAUAUUUUCAUAAAACCCUAAGAAAUAUAUAUCACUUAGUAACAAAGGCUUGCAAACGGUGGUUAUAACGACACAGAGUUUAUUGUUGAAUGGCUUGGAAAAAAGAAGUACAGGGACUUUAAAAAUGGUAAAGUAUAUGACAAAAAAGUUUUUAUUUUUCUUUAUUUUUCGUUUUCGUUUUAUAUCUCUUGUGAAAUAUUUCUAAGUAAAUUAAUGACCGUUUCAA